UCCAAGCUCUCCACGCUCGAGAGCGAAAAGGGAAAUGUUGCUUGAAUCGUAAGGCUUCCCAGACGUCGGUGGUGGGUUACUGACAAGACUUCAGUCAUCAGCAUCGUCUUUUAUCCACAGAAAGCAUCGUCAAGCGCUGGUGUCUCGAUGAAUUUCUCCGGGAAACUAACACUCGUCCUCCUGCUGGUGCUCCUCGCAGCGCAAGGCUGUUUUUCAUCUAAGGGAGAGGACAGAUUAUUUCGGAGGUUGUUCAGGAGGUACAACCAGUUCAUCCGACCAGUGGAGAAUGUAUCCGAUCCAGUCACAGUGGAGUUCGAGGUCUCCAUAUCUCAACUGAUCAAAGUGGAUGAGGUGAAUCAAAUUAUGGAAACCAAUCUGUGGCUGAGACACGUCUGGAACGACUACAAACUGAAAUGGGCCCCUGUUGAGUACGAUGGGAUUGAGUUCAUACGAGUUCCCUCCAAUAAAAUUUGGAGGCCGGACAUUGUUUUGUACAACAAUGCUGUCGGGGACUUCCUUGUGGAAGACAAGACCAAGGCUCUGCUGAAGUUCGAUGGCACCAUCACCUGGAUUCCUCCAGCUAUUUUCAAAUCCUCCUGCCCCAUGGAUAUCACCUACUUUCCCUUUGACUACCAGAACUGCUCCAUGAAGUUUGGCUCCUGGACGUAUGACAAGGCAAAGAUCGACCUGGUGCUGAUCGGCUCAAAGGUCAACUUGAAAGACUUCUGGGAAAGUGGAGAGUGGGAGAUCAUAGACGUGCCAGGAUACAAGCAUGACAUCAAGUACAACUGCUGCGAGGAGAUCUACCCGGACAUAACCUACUCCUUCUACAUCCGCCGCCUGCCUCUCUUCUACACCAUCAACCUCAUAAUCCCCUGCCUCCUUAUCUCCUUCCUCACGGUGCUGGUCUUCUACCUCCCGUCUGACUGCGGCGAGAAGGUCACCCUCUGUAUCUCCGUCAUGCUUUCUCUCACUGUGUUCCUGCUGGUCAUCACUGAGACCAUUCCUUCGACGUCGCUCGUCAUCCCUCUGAUCGGCGAGUACCUCCUCUUCACCAUGAUCUUUGUCACGCUCAGCAUCGUCAUCACUGUCUUUGUGCUGAACGUCCACUACCGCACCCCCAUGACUCACACGAUGCCGGAGUGGGUGAGGUCUGUGUUCCUCGGGGUGCUGCCCAGGGUGAUGCUGAUGAGGAGGCCCAUCGACCAGGGCUGCUUCUCCCCAGCAAAUAUGACAGGAGGGACCGGAAGAGGACGGAGUAGCGUGAGAAACAGAAAGAGAAAGAACAGCAUAGGAGGAGGAAGUGGCACGGGAAGUGUAAGCAUUGGGGGUAUAACUGGGGGUGUGGCGUUGGAUGUCGGGGCAGGAGGAGGACCUGCUGCCCCGGCUGCUGGCUCCAUGAACUGUGUGGAGUAUGGCGAGUUGAACCGGGACAUGAACAGGAGGUGCCUCUACAGAGGAAAAGAGGUACCGACUCCUGUCCCUCCCUCGAUGGUGCCACCUCCUCCUCCUCCUCCUCCUCCACCCCCAAACGCACCCCCAACCCAGGGGCCCCAGGAGUCAGAGUUGCCCAAGGUGCUGCGGCCGUUGAAUGCCCCUUCGCCUGUCAGCGCUAUCGUUGCCUUCUCCGUGGUGUCGCCAGAGAUCAAGCAAGCCAUCGAGAGCGUACGGUACAUCGCGGAGAACAUGAGGACUCGCAACAAAGCCAAAGAGGUGGAGGACGACUGGAAGUACGUAGCCAUGGUCAUCGACAGGAUCUUCCUCUGGGUUUUUGUGACAGUGUGUGUGUUGGGAACAGUGGGACUCUUCCUCCAGCCACUUAUCAGCUUCUUCAGAUAGAACCUGGUCUUGGUCCAGUCUCUUUCCCUCUCUUUUGGUCUACUUGUGUCUCUGGUCCCCACUUACAUUACUUUGGGAAGUGUCCCUCCUGCAGCUCUUUCACAUGAAACACAGAACUGUCUCCUUUCUCUCUUUCUGGUAUUGAGUCUCUCAUCUGUGUCUCAUGCUCUUCUCUGGGACUCCAUCAUCACUUACAGCUCUCAGCUAUCUAUCUCCUCACAUGAUUUCCCUGAUUCCCCCAUUCCAUCUUUGCCUUCCCCUCUCAAUGUGUAUGCCAUGCUGUUCUCCAGUCUCCUCCGCCCCCUCACAGUUUUAUUUUCUGACAUGAUUAUCAAGAGUCUGCUUUCCUUUCCUCUUCCUCUUUCCAUGUUUUAUCCUCUCCUGUGUUUUCACCCGCCACGGCCGACAGCUUAUCUCACAGCUGUCUCCCGUCUCCCAUUGUUUUUAUUCUUCUCUGCAUUUCCAUUGUGUGUAUUUUAUUUAACAUAUCCAUUCAGUCAUUGUUAUUACUAUACAGUGUUUUACAAUGUGUUUAACAAUGUCAGGUAAUUAUUGAAGUAAGAAGAACCUCUUGACAUUCAAAUGGCUGAGGAAGAAGAACCUGAAGACCUUGGUGACUUUUUCAGUAAGACUUUGUCAUUUUAAGAUGGUGCAAUAAAGACUUUUGA
Molecule: messenger RNA, 2507 nt
Organism: Pseudoliparis swirei
Lineage: Eukaryota; Metazoa; Chordata; Actinopteri; Perciformes; Liparidae
Product: neuronal acetylcholine receptor subunit alpha-3-like
Exons: 7
Coding region: 148-1839 (563 amino acids)
Biological process (GO): chemical synaptic transmission; monoatomic ion transmembrane transport; nervous system process
Cellular component (GO): postsynaptic membrane; synapse; neuron projection
Molecular function (GO): transmembrane signaling receptor activity; acetylcholine-gated monoatomic cation-selective channel activity
Source: RefSeq, a predicted model, not a curated record